Messenger RNA from Erigeron canadensis, 854 nucleotides. RefSeq names its product (2Z,6Z)-farnesyl diphosphate synthase CPT6, chloroplastic-like. Lineage: Eukaryota; Viridiplantae; Streptophyta; Magnoliopsida; Asterales; Asteraceae. The record is from RefSeq and is a predicted model, not a curated record. The coding region runs from base 121 to 813 and encodes 230 amino acids. Gene Ontology annotation, biological process: plastid membrane organization; polyprenol biosynthetic process; response to cold. Gene Ontology annotation, cellular component: chloroplast stroma. The transcript is spliced from 3 exons.
AUAAAUUCUGUAACAAUUGGUGCCGCGAUUACAAGUGUGCCUAGGGAUUUCAUCAGCCACAGGGAUUUGAAACCAAAAAACCCAAAACAAGAACUGCCCGCGGGUCUCAAAGAAGAACUAAUGCCAAAACAUAUUGCAUUCAUAAUGGAUGGCAACCGUCGAUGGGCUAAAGAAAGAGGCUGGUCUCCUAUGACCGGUCAUGGUGCUAUGAGAAAGACCUUGCAAUCUCUUCUCAUUCGUUGUAGCAAACUGAAUAUAAAAGCCGUAUCGGUUUAUGCAUUUUCUACUGAAAAUUGGAGGCGUCCAACUGAAGAAGUUGAUUUUUUAAUGAAGAUGUAUGAAGAUUUAUUGAGGAUAGACGCAGAGGUGCUCUUGAGUCUUGGCUGUCGAAUAAGUGUAAUGGGGGAAAAAACAAAGCUUCCAGACUCACUACAAAAGGCAUGUACCGAUAUAGAAGAGAAAUCAAGUCUCAAUUCAGGCACACAUGUCAAUUAUGCAAUCAACUAUAGCGGUAAACACGACAUAAUUCAAGCUUGCAAAAACAUUGCUGCCAAGGUGAAGGACGGCAUUCUUGUUCCGACCCAAAUCAGUGAAGAUUUAUUCAAACAUGAACUUGGUACAAAAAUGAUCGAGUUUCCUUACCCUGAUCUAGUUGUACGGACGAGUGGGGAAAUUAGGCUUAGUAAUUUUAUGUUAUGGCAAAUGGCAUAUAGUGAGCUCUAUUUCACGGCCAAAAUGUUUCCAGAUUUUGAAGAAGAUGAUCUUAUGAAGGCGCUUCUUGCAUUUCAAGAUAAAUGUGAAUGUAAUAUGUAAUUUGUCACAGAGAAGAGAAUAUGAGGCUGUUAGGCACCUAA